This is a messenger RNA of Bipolaris sorokiniana ND90Pr, 2063 nucleotides long. RefSeq lists its product as uncharacterized. The coding region runs from base 238 to 1851 and encodes 537 amino acids. Gene Ontology annotation, biological process: SNARE complex assembly. Gene Ontology annotation, molecular function: SNARE binding. The transcript has 2 exons. Gene Ontology annotation, cellular component: lytic vacuole; endosome. The record is from RefSeq and is a predicted model, not a curated record. NCBI's taxonomy places the organism in Eukaryota, Fungi, Ascomycota, Dothideomycetes, Pleosporales, Pleosporaceae.
CUGUGCGCGCCUUCUCGGUGCUCUCCCAUUCACCCUCACCUGCACAUUACACAAACAGCUCCCCUUCGCAUAGCUUGUAAUUUUUUUCAUAGGCCACUUUACUGGUCGAUCUCCAUGGAUACGUAGGCUGUUGCCAACCCACCGCGGCCAAACACUCACCAUGGUCUCGCUGUACCGUCCAUUCCUACCACACUACGAAAUCUCUGAAGGCGAUAUCACCUAACACACCUUUUCGCCAUGGACUGCGACAUCUGCGGGAAAAGCGGCGGCCCCAGCCAGCCUUUCCACUGCAUGACAUGCGCCCGCUCAUACCUCGAACAGCCCCGCAUCGAGCUCGCAAGGACGCUGAUAGACCGCGAUAGCGUCGAGAAGCAUGUCAAGGCAAUUAUAAACGGCUCCGAGGACCAGGCGAUACAACACGUCUCGCUUGUGGACUCCAAGGGUGGACUUUUGGUCGAUAGACAGGAAUGCACGAACAAUCUAAACUGGGAAAGGACGAAAGCCGAGACGACGGAAAUACAGGAGCGUGUAAGGGAUAUAUCAGAACAUACGAAUAGACUUCGCGAACAGAUCGAUGCCACACGAAAGCUGCUCGAGGCGAAACGCGCAGCCAACGCGCAGCGAAAGUCGGACCUUUCCUCAGCCACAUAUGGGAUCGAGUCGCGACGGGCGAAUGAGUUGGAUAAGGUCCAGCAGAAGAUCAAGAGACUGGACUACAAUGCGGACAAGAUGCAUCACGAUACGAUAGACUUGCGCAUGCAGCUAUGCACGACUACUGCGAAGCUUGCGGGUCUGAAGAUGCAGCGGCGAAAGACGAGAGAUGGCAGCAUCAAAGAGGUCUUCAACAUUGGGCCCGGCUCACGCCUACGGAUACAUGACCUCCGGGACCUGAAUGAUGUACCUCCAGAUAGUCUAUCUGCCUCCCUGGCUGCGGUGGCUCAGCUCCUCGUCCGCGUUGCGGCCUACCUGGGGAUCCGUCUCCCGGCCGAAAUUACACUUCCCCAUAGUGAUUAUCCACAACCGACCAUCUUUAGUCCAGCAUCCUCGUACCAAGGGAAGAAGGUACCUUUUCCUGGGUCGACGCCUUCACAUUCAUCAAAUGCCAGCCCAGAAGCCUCUCGCACGCUUGAGGCACGCAUACACCUCCCUAAGCCCCGUACACUGUUCGUCGACCGACCGUUGAGCCAUCUCUCUGCCGAGGAUCCCCCUGCUUAUUCGUCCUUUAUUGAAGGCGUCUCGUUGCUAGCAUACAAUGUAGCAUGGCUUUGUCGGACUCAAGGCAUGAAAGACAGCUUCAAGCAGUGGGAAGAUACGUGUUCGAUGGGUCGCAAUCUGUACAGAUUGCUGAUUGUGCAAGAGUCAUACAAUGCACAGCGGCUAGAGAACGCGUUUGACAAGGACAUCACGACAUCAAAGUCAUCCCGGUUCAUAUUUCGCAAGACCCCUGUGGGUUUUGGGCAGCUGUCGCAUGCGACAUCACAUUCCUACCUGGGCAUGGCGGAGAAUGCAAACUACAUUAGCGGAUGGGGCCUGUCGCCUACCAAGGUAGUAGAUGAGCUGAAGGCAUUCUUGCUUGCUGAGCAACAGGCCCAAGAGUGGGAUGUACUGAACCAGAAGGAAUGGGAGGAUAUGGAGAACUUGAUCGCUGAGGAUCCGGUCGUCGUUGGAGAGAAGCGGCGAGGCAAUACGGGCUUGGACGAUGGACGAAGCUAUCUCACUUCGAACAUGGCCAAUGGAAAGUCUUUGGGAUUACGCAAGGGGGAUGCCUCUGAAGGGGAGCAGGCAAUGCGAAAGAAGGGUGUAAGCGGCUACGUUAAGCUAAAGAGUAGGCCCGGGGAUGACGCAUACUAAUAGGGUAGGUGAUGUGAGGGUGGUGACUUGUGUGUAUGCGUAAGUAUGUAUGUAGAAGUAGUCAGGUGGAGAAAGGGUUGGCAGACAUAUUCAAACCAUCAAGUAACGGAUAUAACAGCGCGUAUGGGUGUAGUGCACUGCAUAUGUCCUUACGUAUUACCAAUCUCUCGCCCGAGCAGUGGCAGGGCGCCAUGUGUAAUCAGCAGGGAGCG